Molecule: messenger RNA, 1510 nt
Organism: Arabidopsis arenosa
Lineage: Eukaryota; Viridiplantae; Streptophyta; Magnoliopsida; Brassicales; Brassicaceae
Source: the annotation of a GenBank genome assembly
GUUUACACUGCUUAAACAAAUAGGCCUACUAUGAUCGCCGAUGAGGCCCAGAAGGCGACUACAAAUCCAGUUUCGGCUCCGUCUUCUCUACACGCGUGCGCCACCGUCUCCGUCGACGAACCGGAGAGAGAGAUGGCGGACAAUCUAUUCUCAGGGCUGCCACCUCCUUCUUCAUCUCAGCAGCAAGAGCUACCAAUUUCUUCAAAACCAGACGAGUCAAAGAUUGAAACUUCCUCUCCAGCUCCAACUCUGGUUCUCAAGAGUGCCCUAAAGCGAUCCAAACCAGAAGAAUCUGCACCCAAUGUUUCAGCUCCUCCUGUUCUCAAGAGCGCACUAAAGAGAUCAAAACCAUCAGAAUCUACACCGGAACCAGUACCAGAACCGGAAGCUCCUAAAAAGCGUCUACAGUUUAAGACAUCAACCGAUGCAUCAGAAGAACAAGUGAUUGAAGCGAUGCAGAAGAUAACAUCUCACAUCAAGAACCCUUCCAAGUUCUCCAAAGCCUCAAAGCUUGCUAUACGGCUGAUCCAAGCUGGUAGUGUGAAGCCAGAAACAAGCAGCUACUUCAUUGCGAUGCUUGAGGCUGCCAUGUCGUCAAAAACUCCUUGUACAGAUCGCUUGGUUCGAGCAGACUAUCAUGCAUUGUUCUCGGCAGCUCAGGAUGUCGCCGAGUGCCUUGAUAAAGGCCAGAAGAAUCUGUUGACCAUAUGGACAUUCAAAGCAGUUGUGGCUAAUGACCUCUUCACUGAUGACAGCUUCGUGUUUUCCAAGACUGCUACUCGAAUAAAGGAGGCUAUAUCUGAUCUUCCGGUUUCAACCGAGGAGGAUGAUGUGGAAGAAGCAGCUGCUCUUGAAGAAGCGGCGGUGAAGGAAAAUGGAGAUGGCCAGACAACGCAGGACGUAGCUGAAGCUGCUUCAGCUGGAAAUAAUGAGGAUGUCGAGUCUGAUCCCUUUGGGCUCGAUGCCUGGAUUCCCAGUUCUGGAAAGAAAAAUGGUAAAACAAAGAUAAAGAGAACAAAUGAAGAUACAGACGCUGAAGAGAAUAAGAGGUUUCUCAGGUCAAAAAGAGAAGCUUUGAUUACAUGCUUAGAGAUUGCUGCACGCCGUUACAAAGUUCCAUGGUGCCAAACUGUUAUAGACAUAUUGGUGAAACAUGCCUUUGAGAACGUGUCAAGGUUCACAUCACAGCAGAGACAAGCAGUGGAGAAACUCUGGGCUUCUGUUCGAGAACAACAUCUCCGUAGGAAGCAAGGCAAAUCAGUUACAGGAAAACUCGACGUGACAGCUUUUGAAUCGCUUCAGGAUAAAUACGCCAAUGAGAAAAUGAGCAUCCGGAGCUCAGUUGGAGCCAGCGGUGAACGCCGUGCACAGCAAUGGCUCGGUUAAUAUAACAUUUACCAAAAAAAGUGUGAUUGGUAGGAUUUUUUCACUAAGACAGGAACUAGAAAGCAAAUAGAUAAAAUCUUGCUCUGUUUCUGAUUGUAUCUUAGAACAAAAAGUUUCCACCUUU